This is a messenger RNA of Achroia grisella, 1736 nucleotides long. RefSeq names its product deoxycytidylate deaminase-like. Gene Ontology annotation, cellular component: cytoplasm. Gene Ontology annotation, biological process: dTMP biosynthetic process; dUMP biosynthetic process. Lineage: Eukaryota; Metazoa; Arthropoda; Insecta; Lepidoptera; Pyralidae. Bases 583 to 1098 code for a protein of 171 amino acids. Gene Ontology annotation, molecular function: dCMP deaminase activity; zinc ion binding. The record is from RefSeq and is a predicted model, not a curated record. The transcript has 5 exons.
GCUUACCAAUUUCUCUCACAAUAUUACUGACAAGUUUCAAUUCUUGUCAGUCAAAAUUUUAGUACAAUUGUUGAGAUGUUGAAGAGCGCGGAAAGUGCUCUUCAUUAUAGUGGAUUUCGAAGGUCUUCCGGAUUGAGUGAGAGUUUAUGGCCCUGUACAAUUACAUUAUUUCAAUAAUGCAAAACAUAAAAUAAACUAAGAAAAUAGAAAACAUUAAAAAAAUGCAGGCAUGGCUGUAUGGGCGCAGUUACCUAUGCCUUUCUGUUAAAAAUAAACAAAACAAAAAAAAAAUAUUUGUUGAUGAUUGUAGUUUAUACAUGAAUUAAAUAGUUCUUAUCACUUCGUAAUAUCUGUAUAUCUUAUCUUGCUUCAAAAGAACAAAAACGUAAACAAACUAAACCCUUACUCUUAGUAAUGUAAAAACAAACUAAUGUUUAAAUAAUUGCUGAAGUGAAGAAUAAUUAUGUACAAUUUAAAAUAUAUUGGUCUCUUUCUGUGAUCUUUAUAUUGGUGAAGUGGAAUUUGUAUUAUAAAAACACAUUUUAAUUCCUGAACCUUGAGAGUAUUAACAUAAAAUACCACAUGGAUCUCACUGAAACUUUAGCCGGUUUAUCUGUACAAAAUGGUGACCAUGAGCAAUCCCAAAAGAAAAGAGAGAACUACAUAGGUUGGACAGACUACUUCAUGGCAGUAGCAUUCCUGGCAGCCAAACGUAGCAAGGACCCUCAUUUUCAAGUGGGUGCUUGUAUAGUCAAUGAGGAUAACAGAAUUGUCGGUGUUGGGUACAAUGGUAUGCCACGAGGAUGUAGUGACGACAUAUACCCAUGGGACAAGGGAAUUAAAAAAUUAUAUGUAUGUCACGCAGAAAUGAACGCAAUCCUCAACAAAAACUCAUCAGAUGUGAAGAACUGCACUAUCUACGUCAAAUUGUUCCCAUGCAAUGAAUGUGCAAAAAUUAUAAUACAAUCCGGUAUCAAAGAGGUGGUAUACGUUUCGGAUAAGAAGGCUGAAAAAAUAGAGUACAAAGCGUCCAGGCGAAUGUUACAGGAUGCAGGAGUUAUUUGCACUACAUACCAAAGACGAGGACAAUGGUCAUAGAUUUUGAAGAGGACAACGAUGAUUCGCUCUCGGCUGCAGACAUAACUCAAUAAAUAUAUUUAAUUACAGUAGUAUUAAACAAACAAUAAUCCAUAUUAUUAAUGUUAUUAAACUCAACAGUUUGGUUGAACGCACUAAUCAAGAACUACUAGUUCAAAUUAAAAAAAAAGUUGUAUACACCAUUUAUCAAGGAAGGCUACCAGCUUUAUAACAUAGGUGUGGAGAAUCGAUGAAACAGGCAGACGAAAUUGCGCUGGGUCAGAUAAUAAUAAUUCCCCCAAAUGGGGUAUAUGCAAUUACCUCCGCUCACCUAGUCCGAAGCAACUUUAUUUAUAAGUUAGGUUGUCAAAAUGUUGUUACCCCAUCUAUUGAUCACUUAUUAAUAUUGAUAGGUUAUCAAUAUAUAAAUGUAUGUAUUGUGAAAAAAAAUAUUCCCAUUUGUCGAAAAUUAUGCCGACGGAGGAAUACAAAAGGCAUAGUUAAAGUUUAUAUGAAGAAGGAAUGCUACAAACUAUUUGUUUUAUUAUAGAAAAUAUAUGUACUGUAAGUAUAGAUUAAAAAUUUGUGUAGUCGUGAGUGAAAUCUCUGUGCCUUUGACAGUAACCUUAGUAAACUUCAUAUUUUAAUUAAAGUUAUAA